AUGGAUAGGUUUGGGCAUAAUAUUCGGGCGGAUGUUAAAAAGCAGGGUUAUGAGAACUGCGAUUUGCCAAUUUUAUGUGAAACAUGCUUAGGAGAAAAUCCAUAUGUUCGAUUAAUAAGAGAAGAGAAUGGAAAAGAAUGUAAAAUAUGUAAAAACGUGUUUACUCAUUUUAGAUGGAAACCAGGUGAGAAGGCUCGAUAUAAACAAACAGUUAUUUGUAAUAUGUGUGCAAAAGUAAAAAAUGUAUGCCAAACAUGUUUAUUUGAUUUAGAAUAUAAUUUACCUGUACAAGUUCGGGACAAAUUUCUUGAAACGAGUAUUACGUUACCAGAAAAUGAAACAAAUAAAAAUUUUUUCCUAGAACAAAUGGAAAAAAAUUUAUCAUCAAAUACAUAUAAUAAAAUGAAUCAUAUAAAUAUGGAUUUGUCAAAAUUGAAAAGAUAUGAUCCAUAUUUUAAAAGAAAUAUGGCACGUGUAUGUAGUUUUUGGAGGAAAAAUGCAUGUAAUCGUGGUGAUGAAUGUCCAUAUCUUCAUAAAGAAAUACAUUUUGAUAAAUCCUUAUUUAAUCAAAAUAUAAAAAGUAGAUAUACAGGAGAGAACGAUGUGUUAGCAGAAAAAAUAUUAAAAAAAUAUAAUAACAAAUAUACAGAUGAUAAUUUUACAAAAAAUAAAAUUUGUAUUCAUGGAAUUAACGAAUCAGUUAGUCAAAUAAAUAUCAGGGAAUGUUUUAAAAAAUUUGGAGAAAUAAAAUCAUUUAAAAUGAUACCCAAGGAUUCUAAGUUGUUUAUUUCAUAUGCGGAUCCUUUAUCUGCAAAAAAUGCUGCAGAGAAGUAUAAGGACGGGUUGGAAUUAAAUGGGAGCAAUUUGAUGAUCACGUUGCAGGACCAAACGCACAAUAACACCCUCGCUGUUGCAGCGUGUGGAAGUACUAAUAUCACUGCGAGUUAUAAUCAUAGUGAAGGCUAUAAUACUCGAGACUAUAAGAAUCAAAGGCACAAUAAUCAUAGGAACAACUGCCAAAGGAACAACUGCCAAAGGAACAAUAAUCAGGAUAACAAGACUAUUCAUCAAAACCAAGGUAAUUUUGUACCCCCUCCUCAGGGCAUGAUGAUGGGUAUGUCACACAUGCACUUCCCGAACUAUGGAAAUAACAUCAAUCCAAUUUCUUCAAAUACCGUUCCUUAUUCGUCUAUGGUUCCUUCGGUAGCAGAACAGAGGAAGUAG
Molecule: messenger RNA, 1224 nt
Organism: Plasmodium malariae
Lineage: Eukaryota; Apicomplexa; Aconoidasida; Haemosporida; Plasmodiidae
Gene: RBM22
Product: pre-mRNA-splicing factor RBM22, putative
Exons: 1
Coding region: 1-1224 (407 amino acids)
Cellular component (GO): Prp19 complex; U2-type catalytic step 1 spliceosome; U2-type catalytic step 2 spliceosome
Molecular function (GO): metal ion binding; U6 snRNA binding; pre-mRNA binding
Source: RefSeq, a predicted model, not a curated record